GAAGCUCUGAGGUGACAGAUGAAGAGUAAAACAAUGAACCAGAUAACACUGUUUGUUCAGGUAAUAGCUGUGUAUUACGCAAUCCCAAGUCACGCAGAAGUUCGUGCGACAUGUGACCAAAAUGUUGACGUAGACUGCCCAUGUCGCGACAGCCCCAAGUUUUUGGGGCUGAGAUGGUAUAAGAUGAGUGGCGAAACCAGAUAUGCUAUUAUCAGCACCAGUGACAAUGAGAAUGAGAAGUCCAAUUUUCACCGUCCAGCCAUGUUUGGAGAGAGGAACAGUCUGCAUCUGCCAAGAGUAACCCCGCAGGAUUCCGGCACCUAUAAAUGUAUCAUCCGUGCAGGCAUAAAUCGUCAAAACAAAGAAUGUACGGUCAACCUUCUGGUUCAUGCGUGCACACCAACACCAAGGCUAAAUGUGUCGAACACACAUGUUAACUCCAGCAAACAUGUCGAGGACCUGCCAGUCAUGUGGAGCGUUCUGGGUUACUUGUCAGUGAGCUUGGUCAAAGUGCUUUUAUCAUGCGCCACCAUUUUGGUAAAUAUUUUCCAUGUAUUCAGUAUAGCACACUCUUGUCAGCAUUUACCAUGGAAGCAUUUUACUAACCCACAUGUUGCUUUAGAAACUGUGUGGGCUUCUGUACAGCUUCUUAUGCUGAUUUUCUCUUUUCCACUUCAGGUUAUACGAGCUUGUCAUACCAGAGUUUCAAGAUCAGUGCAACAAAACUAGUGAGGUUUUCAGUCAGCUUGAUUGGAGAUAGUCCACAUCAUAUCUCAAGUUUGAUCCCGUUGUCUUCAAUUGUUUGUAGAGAGUGUUAUGUGUGUUUGUAAAUGGGUGUAGUUCUUUUGAGGAUGUGAAGAUAGGUAAAUGAAACUGGCGUAACGGAAUGGAAGUUUCAGUUUCAUUUACCGGACUCAGAAUACCACCACAACUCAAUAAUAAAUAU
Entelurus aequoreus (snake pipefish) is the source of this 946-nucleotide messenger RNA. RefSeq lists its product as uncharacterized. The transcript is spliced from 4 exons. The record is from RefSeq and is a predicted model, not a curated record. The coding region runs from base 19 to 729 and encodes 236 amino acids. Lineage: Eukaryota; Metazoa; Chordata; Actinopteri; Syngnathiformes; Syngnathidae.